This is a messenger RNA of Diachasma alloeum, 4356 nucleotides long. RefSeq names its product transcription factor Ken 2 (gene ken). Gene Ontology annotation, molecular function: DNA-binding transcription factor activity; protein binding; RNA polymerase II cis-regulatory region sequence-specific DNA binding. Gene Ontology annotation, cellular component: nucleus. Lineage: Eukaryota; Metazoa; Arthropoda; Insecta; Hymenoptera; Braconidae. The transcript is spliced from 6 exons. Gene Ontology annotation, biological process: regulation of transcription by RNA polymerase II. Bases 1910 to 3361 code for a protein of 483 amino acids. The record is from RefSeq and is a predicted model, not a curated record.
AAUCGUCAACAGGGGGGGGGGAAGUAAUUUUAAUCAGCGUCAUUCAUCCGCGGGAGAGGUGAUGUGUCAAAGUCUCGGUGUCCUUGAGAGUGGAUAAAAUAGAAAGAAAGCAUUUGACGUUUGAAAAAUAAGAGGAGGUGGAAUGCUCGUUGAUGAUCCGCAUUGCGUAACCGGAACGUAACUCGAGAGCCAACGCACAACGCGAGAAAGAAAGAUAGCAUUGCGCGACGUGUCGAGGACGAGGACGCUUUAACAAAACAAAAAGGAGAAUAAAAAAAAACGAGGCAGGCUCUUGGCCAGCGGUGGGGGGGAAAAAUAAGAGAGGAAAAUAGAGAACUGUUUGAUAAGCUACAAUAGUGGUUCAGUGCAGUGGAGACCAAGAGGUUGUUGUGCACUUUGUGGGGCUUCGAUGAAUGCCUCCAGGAAUCAAUCUAUUCCGGGAAACUGAAGUGGGAGAAAUUGCAAGGGGAUUCAUGAUUUUAUUCUGAUAACUAUUAACUCGUUGUCAAUUGGAGGUAAAAUGGGCAGUAUGGAUACGGCAGUGAGCCCAGUGGUGGAACAGUGUCACGUGUAUUCACGUGUACUGAAGAGGUAAUAGUGAUAUCAUCGACGGAAGUGAAUUGAAGUUUGAGUACCGGAAGUCCUGCUGGGUCCUCCUCGAUCUGAAUAGUGGCUGUUCAACGUUUGUCAAUAAAACGUGGGGUUUUUUGUCAUUGGUAUUAUACCAAGACUGACUUUUACUUCGAGUGUAACUGAGACAGAGAGGAGAGUUUCGUAAAAGGGAUUACAAAAUCGACAGUGGCAAGAAGUGAGAAACUACGAGAUUGAAAGAGAAGGAGAGUGAGGUAAAAAGAGAACGGGAGAGUUGUGUGUGUGGAAGGAAAAGAGAAAGAAUUGGUCGUGGGGAAGCCAAUGUGGGGAAAGUGAAGUUGCGGCAGCGUUGAUGUGUGACUUGAGGAGACGGUGAAAUUUUUUUUUUACAUGUGAAGAAAUAAAAAAAAAUUAAGCCAUCAUCGGAAAUUCUCGAGUUCGAGGGGAUAAACGGGCUGUUGUGGGAGAUUAAAAGCUGGUGAAAAAGGUUAGCGAGUGAAUGAGGCAAAAAAGCAAACGUGUUGGGAUUUUUCUUUUUAUAUUAAAUAAAAAAGUCCACGCGAAAGGAUAAGAGAAAGGAAUAGGAGAGACUUGGAGUGUUGAGUCCUUGAGAGUACCCAACGGGUAAAAGUGCUAGAGCCAACACAGCCGGCUGACCCUGGGGAAGCCAGGACCGGAGAGAGAAGAAGGAGGGAACACCAAUACCGUCACACCAGCGUUGUCAGUUGGUGUGAGAAGAGCCCGAGGAAAUCAAAUAGAAGGAAAAUAUCAACAGUUUUUUUUUAACUCCAUCAUCUCUUGAGGAUUAUUUCCACGGUUAUGGAUGUGCUCGUUCAUCAGUGUUAUUUAAACUUGCCAGUGUGAAUCGUCCCGGAAGGGACAACAGAGAACCGGAAGUGAGGGUGAAAGUGUCAAAAAAAGUGUUGAUUUUGUUUUCAAUGAUUUUUUUUUCUCCACUGCUGGGGAAAGGAUAAAUUUGGAGGAAGUGGUUAAAUUCACUUGUGUGAUCUCGAUUAAGUGAUAGUUGGGGUAAUUAAUUCAAUUUGUUGGCCAAGGAUAAAUAGAUGGGAUAAAUUAAACGGCUAAAUACAUUUCCAAUGUACCUCACGUGUUGGCAUUAUCUCGCGAUCUCGGAAGUAAAGAGAGAAAUUAGUGUCAAUGGAUAUUCUACGUAACGUGAAAAUGUUGUGGGACUCCUCGAGAGAGUCUUGAGGGAUUUGGAUUUCAUCGUUUUUUUUUAACGAGUUGUUUUGGUUGAUUGACCAGAGUGGAUAAUUACCUGUUACGUGGACAUUAACGGAGGAUUUCAAUCAAGACGAUGUAUACAGACGGUCUUCUGACACUCCACUAUGGGAAACACCCCGCCACCUUGGCCGCUGAGGUCGGGGCAUGGUACAGCGGUGAUCGUCACGUUGAUGUAACACUGGCAUGUGACGAUGGCUCAGUUGUCAGGGCGCAUCGUGUUGUUUUGGCGGCUGCUAGUCCACUAUUGGCUAGUCUCCUUCGUAAUCCAGCGCUUGAUCAUGUUGUUCAUUUGUCUGGAGUUAGGAAGACACAGCUCAAUCAUUUACUUGAAAUUUUGUACAAUGGCGAAGCUGUGAUACCUUCAGCGGAAUUGACUCCCUUGCGUGAACUCUUUGACCUUCUUCAAAUAAAAUCGGCGCUCUUCGAUCCGAAUCAGCCUCAGACAUCGUCCGACUCGGAUCCACUGAGGAUAACCACACCGCAGCCAUCAGACAGUCAGGAGAGCUCCAGUUAUGAGUCACAGUACGAUAAACGAGCGUCGAAUAAUCCCGCUGAUUGCUGUUCGGUGCUCAUCAAGAGUGAGGGCUGUGAUGAAGACGAAGUGGAACAGGAUGUUGAUGUUGAGGGGAUGGAGGGUGAUGGGAUGCUAUCAGAUAAUCGAGAAAGUAGUAUCGAACCUCCGAGGAGAAGGGACAGUUCGGAUCCAGUCAAUCUUAGUCUCAACUCCGGAACGUCGACGAAGAGCGAAAGCUCUCAUGACGGUACCCACAGGUCAGAAAAACCACUUUUGGAGAGGCGAGAGUCUAUGGAAGAGGCGGAAGAGAGGCGGAGACAGUUGGCAGCGCGUUUGUCGUUGGGUUUGGAACCCGGAAAACGAAAACCCGAGGAAAUUCCACUAGCACCAGCUGAGGCAUACGUGGUAACACCGCAUCGUAAACGUCGACCGGGUUUUCAUAAUUCUCCAGCACAAAAUCCAGCUUUUGUACCGUUUAAUCCUGGGUUCGAAACGCCUAGGAGGCUAACGGCUCCCCAUCCGCUGAGUGUAUCAGCACCACCGUAUUUACAGGACAGAUCAAUAACACCACCAGGAGGUUCCCACCGCCCUCCCAGUGCCGACCCAGCGUCGGCCGCCGGUCUCGAGCCACCUUGGGGGGCCUGGACCCUUCCUCCAGCUCGAGCCCCACCCCCUCCCUCCACCGAAGAUCCACCAAAAUGCAAUCCCGUCCGUGAAUAUCGCUGUACCUACUGUGGAAAACAAUUCGGCAUGUCCUGGAAUCUGAAGACUCACUUGCGAGUGCACACCGGAGAGAAACCAUUUGCCUGUCGACUCUGUGUCGCCAUGUUCAAGCAAAAAGCCCACCUAUUAAAACACUUGUGCUCAGUUCACAGAGGGGUCAUAGCAGCCCCUGACAACACGUUCACCUGUUGCUUCUGUUCAUUAAGUUUCGACAGUCUUCAGGAGCUCAUCAGGCAUUUGUCAGGGCCCCACAACAAUCUUUUACUAAGUAAAAAUCUGCAUGACUAACGACGGUAAUCAAGGUCGAUCCCGUCGAGCCUAAAACACAAUUCCCCAGUUAAUUUAAAUCAUCUUUAAAUUCUUGUCGAUUUUCAUUGUCUUUUUGCUGGCAAGAACAAUAAUUUUGCCGCAAAUUUUAUGAUGAAAAAAACCGGGAUUGACCUUGCUCGUCGAUAAUAACGAGUUCAAUACUCGAUAAUAAAUUGUGUAAAGAGAUUGAAUAUUGUUUGAAAAAAACUAAAAAAAACAAAGAAACAAUGACGACUCAUCAUCAAUGAGUGAGAUCGUUUCGAUCGCUCCUAAAGGAAACUACGUAACUCAGGAAACAUUUCUACAACCAUAUUUCUCAUGAGUAUUGACUGGAUUUUGUAUCUCAGAGGAGAUGACAGAAACCAAGUAUCUCAGUGAAAAUUCAGAAACACGUGACUCAGGAGCUCUGAUUAAUCUCCGUUUAGUUUCGUUAGUAACCUAUGAAUAAAAUUCAGAGCUGUCAAUCCUUUGCUCCCAAAUUGUUGCAGUUUUUCUUGUUGCUUGAGGAAAUCGUUCAUGAUUUCUAUGAAUCAAGCCUAUCAAUCUUUUAGGGAUCACGAUUAGCUGAUCCCUAGUUACCCACUCAUACCGAAAGCUAAUGCCGAAAUACUAAUAUCAAUAAUUGAAAAAUUUCUCGUAGAUAUUAAUGAAUAGAGUGGCAAAGAACCAAUUAGAUAAAAUGAAUGAGUAGUUUCAAAAUGAUUCACCAAUCCCUUCAUUACCCAACUACAUGAAAAUUAAUGUUAAAAUAAAUGAGAUGACAACAAUUUACUAAUCACUAAAUUCAUUGAAUACUCGCAAAGCCAUGAGAGGUUUGGUUUUCUGAGAACUGACGACCGGUGUGAAAUAUUCCCCAAACAAAGAAGUAUAUGAAAAUAUCCGCAGGAACUCUAUCCGAGGAAUUAAAAUAAAAAUGAUUAUUUUUCCAACCCAAAUAUCGGGCAAUAUGAUUGGCCCAUUCGACAUCACGUGGU